AUGAUUGGGGUCCUGCUCCUGCUGCUCCUCCUCCUCCCCGUUCUCCUGUUCAUCGCUGCACCCCAAAUCAGGAAAAUGCUAUCCAACGGGGUGUGUACAUCGACUGCCCAGCUUCCAGGGAAGGUGGCAGUGGUUACUGGUGCCAACACAGGCAUCGGGAAGGAGACAGCCAAAGAGCUGGCUCAGAGAGGAGCACGUGUCUAUAUAGCUUGCCGGGAUGUGCAAAAGGGGGAAUUGGUGGCAAGAGAGAUUCAGACCAUGACAGGGAACCAACAGGUAUUCGUGCGGAAACUGGACUUGGCUGAUACUAAAUCUAUUCGAGCCUUUGCUGAGGGCUUCUUAGCAGAGGAAAAGCAUCUCCACAUUUUGAUCAACAACGCAGGAGUGAUGAUGUGUCCCUUCUCCAGGACAGCAGAUGGCUUUGAGAUGCAUAUAGGAGUCAACCACUUGGGUCACUUCCUCCUGACCCAUCUGUUGCUAGGGAAGCUGAAGGAAUCAGCCCCAUCAAGGGUAGUGAAUGUGUCUUCCUUAGCACAUCUCCUGGGAAGGAUCCAUUUCCAUAAUCUUCAGGGCGAGAAAUUCUACAGUGCGGGUCUGGCCUACUGUCAUAGCAAGUUAGCCAACAUUCUCUUCACCAAGGAGCUGGCCCGGAGGCUGGAAGGCUCUGGCGUUUCAGUGUAUUCUGUACACCCUGGCACAGUCCACUCGGAUUUGACUCGGCACUCAUUCCUCAUGAGAUGUUUGUGGUGGAUUUUCUCCUGCUUCAUCAAGACCCCUCGGGAGGGAGCCCAGACCAGCCUGCACUGUGCCUUGGCAGAAGGUCUUGAGAUCCUAAGUGGGAGUCAUUUCAGUGACUGCCGUGUGACGUGGGUCACAGCCCAGGCUCGGAAUAUGACAGUUGCAAGGCGGCUAUGGGAUGUCAGCUGUGACCUGCUGGGCAUCCCUAUGGAUUAA
Pipistrellus nathusii (Nathusius's pipistrelle) is the source of this 954-nucleotide messenger RNA. The record is from the annotation of a GenBank genome assembly. NCBI's taxonomy places the organism in Eukaryota, Metazoa, Chordata, Mammalia, Chiroptera, Vespertilionidae.